AUUCCGUAUCAAGAUCAGUACAUUAUGUAUGUGAUGGGUGUCCUGUCUCAUCAAAGGUUCAUUAUCUCACACCAGCAAAGUAUCAAGUCAAAUAUCCUACAAUCACUUGUGAAGUAAGCACAACAUAUCGACCACUGACAGAGAAAGAAAAGAAUUGGUUUACUGAGAAGGUGGAAACAAAGGACAUGGAAUCAAUGGACAAAGUUGGAGCUAAAUCUAAACAGGAGGACAAGUCACAUGAAGCUUGUGUACCUGAUGUUGUAUCUGGUGCAAGUACAGCUCAGAAAUCUGACCCUGUCAACAAGAGGGAGCCAAUUGAUAUAUUCAAAGAUCAUUAUGCUGAUCUCAUUGAGUGUAUAUCUGCAGAUCAUAAUCUUGGGAGAGUUGCAGAUCAUUGUGUAGCACUGAUAAGUGACAUUACAUUUGAUAAAACCAUGACUGCUGGUAUCUCCAACUAUGAGAAAGCACGUUCACUUGUGAAUGAGCUACGCCUUAAUCUCAAAGCAUCCAAAGAUCAACGCCAGUAUUUAUUGAAACUAAUUAGCAUAUUCUACAAAAUAAAAGAUCCAGCAUUGUCUGAGAUAGCUGAUACCAUGAAAUCAGAACUCUGAGGUCAUCCUAAUGACUAACACUAGUUUAACAUACUUGCUGAUUAUUAAAAUUAAUUAUUACUGAACAAUGUUGUAUUACUAUUACUCCAUUAGUACUUUGCUAAUCUGUUAACUUAAACUACAUUAA
Molecule: messenger RNA, 738 nt
Organism: Amphimedon queenslandica
Lineage: Eukaryota; Metazoa; Porifera; Demospongiae; Haplosclerida; Niphatidae
Exons: 4
Coding region: 186-611 (141 amino acids)
Source: RefSeq, a predicted model, not a curated record